This is a messenger RNA of Ananas comosus (pineapple), 477 nucleotides long. RefSeq lists its product as uncharacterized. The record is from RefSeq and is a predicted model, not a curated record. Bases 78 to 431 code for a protein of 117 amino acids. NCBI's taxonomy places the organism in Eukaryota, Viridiplantae, Streptophyta, Magnoliopsida, Poales, Bromeliaceae. The transcript has 4 exons.
GAUUGACAACGAAAUAGAGCCUUCUCUAGUUCUUGCUUCUUUUGAAGAGGGUGGUCAUGACCAUAAUCCCUUGAUUGAUGCAAAGGCUAUUGCGGCAAAUCCUCAGGAUAUUGCUCCCCCACGAGAGAUUGAAGACAAUAUCCCUUCUCGAUAUAACCCUGAAGUCGAUUACGAACCGACUCCAUCAGUUAGUAAGGAUAAUUCGGACUCGCCUCAAAAUACGGACUAUGGAGCUCGUCGGAGAGGAGAUCAGCAAUGAGAAUCUUGUCGGUGAGGAGAUCGAUAGUGAUAAUCUCGCUGGCGAGGAGUUCUACGGCAAGGGGCUCAACGGCGAGGAGAACGACAACGAGAAGAUUGACGGCAAGAAGAACCGUACUGAAGGGUUCAUCGGAAAAGAGAUCUGCAGAGAGGAGCUUGUCGUCUAUAUAUGAGUUCGCCGGUGAGGAAUUCACCAGUGAGGAGCUCGCCAAUGAGAGG